Venustampulla echinocandica is the source of this 282-nucleotide messenger RNA. RefSeq lists its product as uncharacterized. The record is from RefSeq and is a predicted model, not a curated record. NCBI's taxonomy places the organism in Eukaryota, Fungi, Ascomycota, Leotiomycetes, Helotiales, Pleuroascaceae. Bases 1 to 282 code for a protein of 93 amino acids. The transcript has a single exon.
AUGUCGGCGAGUUCAAUCUAUCGGCGAAGGUCAUCUACUUCAGUUCUCGCAUUUGACUCUCGAGACGGUGACUGCGAAUUGCUGCGGCGGGCAGCGGCGUGUUUGAAUUUGGACACGGGUAUCUUCUUUCUUGAUUUCGAAUUCGAAGGUAUCAGUAACGGGGGUUUCUCUGUGGAUGAUGAUACUGAUGAAAAUGUUGAUACUAGUGAAGCUGUUGAUGAAGAUGAAGAUAUGCUGGAUGCCCUUGAUCUUGAGGAAGGCACACCUAGAAGGCACAAGUAA